GAAAAAAGUGCCAGCUCAAAUGUAAGACUUAAAACUAAUAAAGAGAUUCCGGGAUUAGUUCAUCAACCCAGAGCAAACAUGCACAUCUCUGAAAGCCAACAGGAAUUCUUCAGAAUGCUGGAUGAAAAAAUUGAAAAGGGUCGGGAUUAUUGUUCGGAAGAAGAGGAUAUCACAUAGCACCAAUUCUGCCACUCAAACCAGGAGCUCCUACUGUGUAAAUAGGUUACACCCCAGUUGAAAUCUUUGCAAAGGUCGGUUCUCUUCAAUGAACAACACUAUAGCAAAAGAAGAUCGUUCCAUAUCGUAUGCCCCAUUAAAUUACAGUGUUUCUUAACGAACUUGCAAAGGAAUAUUGCUAAAAACAAAACAAACAAAAAACUGUUACCGAACUUUCUUUGUUGCUGCUAGUUCAAACUUGUUGCAACUUUUCACUUCUCUUGUGUCCAGGUAUGCAGCAAACUUCUGCAGUUUCACUUUAAACAUACUGUUGGUUUUACAGAGGCUCUCCAACCUAUUUUGUAUAAGAUGAGGUAGUGGCGAACUCAGAUAUCAGACUUCUGCUCUAGGUGGUUCCGCUUCUAACACAAGCAUCUCCUGCCCUCUUUCCUUCCUCCCCGUCUCUCCCGAGUGGUCCAGAGACGGACUGAGCCUUGCUUCUCACUGGCAAUGCUGAGCUUUGGAGAUGGGAUGAUUGCUAUGGCAAGCCUUGUUUCUCUGCUCACAAAAAGUAGAGAAGCUAUUAUCAAUUAAAAGCAUGUUGUGACAUGACUCCUGGAAGUGACAUAGGCGUGAGCAGCAGGUUGAUCAUUUAACAGGUAUCUUAAUCAAGGAUUAAGCUUGCAACAUUGGCUUUGCUCAGAUGCAGAUGGAAGUGUGAUCACAAUCAUUUUGAAUCCCUCUUCCUCACUUUUUUUUUCUAAAAAAAAAUAAACAUUUUACUGUUUUUAUGUAUCCUUGUCUUCUCCCAUUCAUCCAGCUCAGUGUUUUAAGAUGAUCCUGGGUGCGGAAGUUGAACCCUCCUUUGCAGUGAUGCUGAUAAUGAGCCUAAAUGGCUCCCUGCCCUUUCAUCAAUAAUCUACCAAGCAUUACCAGGGCUAUAAGUGGUCAGAAGAGAUGAGGGGACAUCCCAUGAAUUUUUAGGAGGUCCUGAAACCACCCUGUUACCUUUCAUUUUGUUAGCAAAUAGGCCAUCCUAUUUCAUAAUUCUGCCCCUUCAAAAUGCUACCUAAGCCUUGCCACUCCCCUUUUUUCUCUUAGGUCCAGCACUGGAUAAUACAGUGAAAAGUGUCUGCCUACUCGAAAACGUAGCACAUUUACACUGGUGAUGAUAUUUGGAGAUACGAAAGCCAACAGCCCCUGGCAGUGGUGGGAAUGUUGACUGUGUAUUCAGUAGAGUUUAUUUUUCCAUACUAUACGAAGAGAGUGAGCUCUUCUCAAAUACAGAAGUAAUAUUUUUAACAAAUAUUGUCACAAGUAGAUAGCAAUCAAAAGGAGAAAAUAACUUUUGUAUUUUUUUAACACGUUUGAUCGCUUUGAUGAGGGUUCCCUUUGUUACUUUCGGGGGAGGGCACCCUAUUAAAUGUGAUGCCAGCAGUCUAGGUUUGUGUUUGUCCCCCCACAGUGCAGAAGUAGCACUGUAUGUUUCUCUCUUUUGGGGUUGUGAAUUUGGGGGGCCUAGAUAUCAGCUUCAUGGCCACCCUCUGAAGGUGGGUAGUUAGGUGGUCAGGGUAGUCAAGAGGUCACCUGCCACAGAAUAGAAUAAAGAGUUGAAUUUGUUCUUGCUGAGAAGAGGAGCCUUGACUUUAACAUCCGUCCACGUAAUCGAUGGCACCGUGGAUGUGCUAAUGCUGAGAGUCCUCCUCUCCUUUUAGACCUGGGUCAGCAAACACGAGGGGAAGGAAACGCAGUCGAGUGCUGUAGAAAAUGGACUCACGUGUUAGCAACUAAAUCCCUUCACUCUUUCAGCCAGCAGCAGCUACUUUGGGGAGCAGCUGUGGUUGUUACAUAAAUAGACUUGCAGCCAAAAUUUGAGGCUUUUUAUCCUGCUUCAAGGAGAAAAAUGCAGGGAGAGUCAAGUCAUCUGGGGUUUUAAGUUCCCUCCUCUUGGAUGGUUUUUGGCCAAGUGACUAAAAUAGCUUCCACCACUGUAGUGACUGCUCAGCCCCACCGCAGACUUGUGCACUGGGGACUGUGCUUACAGUUCCAUGGGGGACCUCUUCCAGGAUUUCUUGUUCUUCUCAGACAAGAACGAAGCAAAUGCUAAACGUCUUCCAUCCGACUCCCCUCCCAGUGUCUCCAACAGUGUCUUCCCGGAAAGUCACCAUCCCUUACCCAAAGGUGAAACAUGCUCGUGUCAUUUUCCUCAGUUACCUUGAACAUUUUGACAUGUUACACAUGUUCACAGAACCAAAGCGUUUCUUGGGAACCUGACUUUCGAGUGUUAAUAAAACCGGACGUGGUGUUCCCAUGAGCCAGUGGCUUUCCACCUGGAGUUCUGUCUCCUUGCUGAACACUGGGUCAUCUUUGAUGUGCAAAAGUGAUGUCAUCUUCAGACACAUUCGGUACCUCUUGAAAUAGAUCCGAGAAGUGGGGUGGUUGAGCAGGUUGGCAUAAAUUGCUUGUUUGUGUUGGCAACACCCAAAACUCUGUUUUCCAUUUGUUGGUUUUAAUCAUAAAAUCGUCAAGUGA
Galeopterus variegatus (Sunda flying lemur) is the source of this 2688-nucleotide messenger RNA. Its product is annotated as chromosome unknown open reading frame, human C1orf21. The record is from RefSeq and is a predicted model, not a curated record. NCBI's taxonomy places the organism in Eukaryota, Metazoa, Chordata, Mammalia, Dermoptera, Cynocephalidae. The annotation marks the transcript as partial. The transcript has 4 exons.